AUGACGCGGAUUUACGACACGGACUCUAAAUGUUCCUCUUGUCAUGAGCCCGGUCAGUUUGGGUGGCUCUACCAGUGUACACAGGAUCAUGAGAAGAUGAUUGUGGAGAAACUGCUAACUGGAAAGCAGCCAUGCAUGGACUACUUGGAUUUCAGCUUUCGCAAGAGCAUGGUUAUUCGAAAAGGCAGCGCAGAAGCUCGACGCGACAAACUUAGCUUUCUUCAAGAACUCACUCCCGAGCAGAUGGCAUCCUACCGACCAGAUCAAAUUGCAACUAUCCUAAGACAGCGAGAGGAAUUAAAGGACGUUAUUGCAAAGGAGGAACGACAAAAAAGCACCUCGGCUCUGUUUAGCAACCUUCUUCCACCCCUGGGCUUCGAGUCUUCUUUCAAUGACAGGGUACAACGGACCUUUGAUGAAGACGCCCUUUGCCAGUACAAGAUCUGCCAAAGGUGCCGCCCUGUGUGCGUUGAUCGGGCAUUUUUGAGCCUCAAUGCAGUCGCCGAUGGCGAGAUUACUCCAACAGCUGCUGCCGGUUUUGGAUUCGAGUCUCUAGGCGGAAGGCCAGUCAUUGACAAAGAUGUUGUUAGACAUAUUGACGAGCACCGCCCGAGAAUCGGCAAUCGUCAAAUGAUGGAACUGCUUGACGAGCAGAUCGCCCGUAUGCUCACAAGUCACAAUCAGAACCAACCUUUUCGGAACGGGCUUAGGGGUGCAAUCUCUGGACUCAGAGGAGCACGGCAGUUGCCUACUGUCAAGAACGUUACUGCAAGAAGGCAACGUAUGCGCGACGAGGAGAAGGCCUUGGCCGACGCCGCUCAGGGUGAUGCAGAGGCUAUUGCAUCGACGCCUGACUUACUGGGAAACCCUUGGCCAUGGCUGGCUACUUUCCAGGUGCCCGACGAGCAUGAAGAUGAUCAAACCCACGGUCAGCACCCACGACAGAGAGGGCGCGCCACACGGAUUCCCCGUCCCACUACUCCUGGUCCGAGAUCCGCACGUCGCCGUUUGACUGAUCAACUGUUGUCUAGUACGUCUAAUAUCCCUCCUCUUGACGGAUAUUCAUGGAGCCUUUUUGGUGGCGCUGAAAAUACUGUCUCAACAACCACCUCCUCCCUCAGCGAUGCUUCCAAUAUCAAGUCCUCAGGGGCCGAGAAUGAAGGCAACAGUGGAGAACCAUCGCCUAUGUCACUCGGAACUGGCCAUGGUGUUGCGAUGACAGAGGAGAGCAUUGAGGCUAGAGUUCCCGAUGUGGUAACUCAAGUGUAA
Molecule: messenger RNA, 1269 nt
Organism: Fusarium odoratissimum NRRL 54006
Lineage: Eukaryota; Fungi; Ascomycota; Sordariomycetes; Hypocreales; Nectriaceae
Exons: 5
Coding region: 1-1269 (422 amino acids)
Source: RefSeq, a predicted model, not a curated record